Messenger RNA from Exophiala xenobiotica, 1226 nucleotides. RefSeq lists its product as uncharacterized. Gene Ontology annotation, biological process: mRNA cis splicing, via spliceosome. Bases 86 to 1102 code for a protein of 338 amino acids. The transcript has a single exon. The record is from RefSeq and is a predicted model, not a curated record. Lineage: Eukaryota; Fungi; Ascomycota; Eurotiomycetes; Chaetothyriales; Herpotrichiellaceae. Gene Ontology annotation, cellular component: spliceosomal complex; cytosol.
GACGACGAGUUACAAAUUCCUCACCUUCUUCAAACAAUCCGACCCUCAGCUAGUAUAUUGCUGAAACAGCAAAUCCUGAUUAAACAUGGAAGUCCUGCACGAACCGCCGAAAGCAAGCAGCUUCACCCCUCUCGCCGAACACCAGUCCACCACACCCGCCUCAUUUUACUCUGGCCCUCCAGUCCUGCACUAUUACAGCGACCGCAGCAAAUUGAUCGUGCUCGAGGACGAAGUUGAAUCAAUAUCUGCCUUUACUCCUCUUCUGCAACAUGCGACAUCUGCCUCACAGCCACACUCCAACGCCGGCGAGUCCAAUGGCCACGCUGCAGACACACCACCACAAGCGCCCUCCACCCAAAAAGUCCUCGACGACGUCGAUGUCUGGGUGACUUCCGACAAACUCUUCCUCUUCUCGCCUACCGCCAAUGCAGGUCUCUCGAUACCCUACCCAUCAAUCUCUCUCCACGCAAUCCAAUCGCUCCCCGUUCCUCAACCCUCAGGCUCAUCCACCAACGCACCAGUCCAGGGUCAAGGAGUCUACAUGCAACUCGUUUCCUCCUCAGAAGAAGAAGCAGACGACGAGCCCGACUCCAUCUCCCUAACAAUCAUCCCCACCGCAUCCGGGCCUCCUGACACGCAAACGCAAACACAAUCCGCAGAUGAUGUCGAGCCGGACACAGACGCAAUUGCAGCCGAAGACAAACCCCUCCAAACGCCCAUAAUGGCCAUGUUUACAGCCUUAUCGAAUUGCUCGAACCUUCACCCUGACCCCGUUGACCCCGGAGACGAAGACCAGGACCCCAGCCAAAGCCGUCUGUUCCAAGCAGGCCUCGCCUUUCCUGGUGCAAGCGAUGGGGCCCUACCGCCCGCCAUGCCCGGCAGCGGCGGUUGGAUCACGGCGGAAAAUAUGCAUGAAUUUCUAGACGAAGAAGGGAAUUGGAUCCAAAACGAAGGAGACGAAGAGGAGGCUGAAGAAGGGGCUCAAGACGAUGGUCUAGGCCCAGGUGCGGGCACAGUACGACCCAGGGAAGAGGGGAAUGGCCACGGAGACGGUGAAGCAGGCGAUGGUGCAGAGGAUACCAAGUGGCAGAGAACUUCGUAAUUGCGCCUCGCUGAUCUUGAUUUCCAUUGUCAAGAGAAGAAUACUUGAUACCCCAGAAUUAGGCUAGAUAUCAGACCGUCUUACGUCAAAGCGUAGUAGGCGUCUGUGACAAUGAAAGGUCAAU